Linnemannia hyalina is the source of this 3930-nucleotide messenger RNA. The record is from the annotation of a GenBank genome assembly. Lineage: Eukaryota; Fungi; Mortierellomycota; Mortierellomycetes; Mortierellales; Mortierellaceae.
AUGUCCCUCGCCAAGAUUCCGAGCAUCAUCCCAUCCUCAAGUCGUACCCUCGAUAUCCCUCCCAGUCAGCCCUCCCCAGGCGAGGGACAAGACUCGACUCAAGUCCCCCUCUCCCAUAGUCCACUCAACCUGACGGACAUCCAACAAGACGGCCUGCUUGGCUCUCAGCCCCAGCGGGGCAGCCAGCAGGCCAUCAUCGAGGCCAUCAAUAACCGUCGUCGCGCCGAGCGAUCCCAACAGAUGAUGGCCAAGGGCUCCCUCGCCCACAACCCCCUCACCGUUGUCCGCACAAGCCAGUACCCUUCCUCAGUCUCCUCCAGGAGUACCUCUGCCGGAAACUGGACCUACAUGACUCCACAUCUUCUUUCACCCAACACAUCCCCCUCACUCUUGCUGCGCUUACCCUACCAGGGCAAUCAACGUGCUGUAGGCAGCCGCACUUAUACCCACACAUUCGAGAUACCGACAUCAAGACCAUCUGCAGAUGCCAUCGACGCAGUGGGGUCCAGACUUCAUAUCCCUAGAGACCUCGAGAGUCUACCUGAUGCCUUUCGGAGGCGAGGUGUCAUCCGGUCCCACCCUCCAUCAAUCGUACCCGUUGGCUCUGAGGGUACUCGAGCCGGACCUACUUCUCUGAAGCGGACGCACAGCAGUAUGCUACAGGAAGAUCUCCAAGGCUCUGUGCCAACGUUACACCCAGAGGACCAGAGUAGGAAAAUGGCCAGGAGAGUCGAUCUGGGAUCUCUUCCCCAACACCUUGCGCAAGCCAAGAACCUAGCCAUUCGAAGUACAAAGGGUACACUUUCGACAGCCUCGUCCCCUUCUCUCAACAACGGCUCACAAUCAACACUCUCUUCGGCCUCGCUCUCAACCCCUUCCUCAACCAUCUCAACGGCCGAUCACUCACCCGCCAACCCAGCAAUUACUUCUCUCCAGCGACAGAGAACAAAAUCGAAAUCAAAGUCGAGCUCCCCUACUUCAACACCCGUGCGGUUCCCCUCUCCUGGUCAAGGCUCUUCCGAGUCCGUUGCUCCGUCAAAGGCAUCUGCUAAACAAGACUCUUCAAGGAAUGCAUCUGCUUCUGCAAGUCAUGGUCAUGUAACUCGAUCUAACGAAGGCAUACCUGCCAAUGGAACCAACACAACAGCAACAACGACAGCUUCCAAUGGCAACGCCGGCACUGGUCUUGAAGCCACUUCCCCUCCUCCAGCCACCCUGACGACGUCUGGAACCACGGGACAAUCGGAUCCCGAAGUUGAUCUUGAGCCAAUUGACCUCACCCGUGUUGGCGUCGGUAUCCUGGAUAAUUUGGUCAGCCAUACAUUCAGCAAGAGCUUCAUUACUAAGGUGCCUCAAUCCAUCGCCAACUACCACGUCCUGAUCAAGAAGCCCAUGGAUCUGUGGACUAUCGAACAGAGAUUGUGGAAGACUCUUGAAACUUCAGGCGCAAAAUCGGGUGCUCCGCCAUCAACCUCCAUUCUCCUUGCUGCUUCAGGUGCAAUGUCGAUGAGCGUAACAGAGGCUUACAACAGUCUGGCUGAUUUUGAGCGCGACCUUCGCAGGAUCGUUCAGAACGCCAUGUUUUUCAACUCGGCGACCCACACCAUCUACAAGGAAGCCCAGGAAUUUCAGAACUCCUACCUUGGUCAACUGGACAAUUUUCGCAAGGGGGUGCUCGAAUUUGGCCCACUACCACACGAGUCUUACAAGCCAGAGCUCCUCUCUAUGACAUUGCCUGGACCUCUUUAUUUGUUCCGCGCACACACCCCUCGGGAGAUGGACCGAAAGAUGACGGAUAUCUCGACAGACUUAUUCUCCAGCCUCCACCAACCUAUAUUCGACAUUGCAACGGAUCAGAUUGGACAGCUCUCGCCUGAACGACCACGGUUUGUCAGAAUGUUUAUCAACAAAAACCGAAGCCUGUUGGCCAAGUGCGGCGAUGAGCGGUUUGCUAGAGUCGCUAUUCUCACGGAUAUUCAAGUCAGCAAGCCGUACAUGGGUUCAUUUGGUGAUGGUUCAGAGUCUUCAAAGGCUGUCUCAUCACCCGGUCCAGGACGUCCCAAGAGCAGCGGCGCUCAAGGAGGACCAACCAGCAUGGUCAAGAUGACAGCCAAGGUUCUAAUUGGCAAGCCUAUCGGAGAACGACACGACAUGGUGACCGUUGGCGAUCUGGAUUGUCCCAACGCAUGGAUGACUGUUGCUUGUGUCAGGGCCAUGGAGGUUGAGGUCGAAGUGCCCGCCAGGUUCGAGAAGGGGGUGCUCUCAAAGAUGCGACAUGAGGUGGUGCCCUAUUCUUCGGACCCCAAAAACACACCGGAACACCAACGAGUCUUUGCCAGUGCGUUGAAUAUACUCCUUCCAGGCAUCGCAAAGACUUUCCAGAAUCAAGGACAGACACCAGCGCUUAUCGACACACCCCAGUCUAUCCUCAGCUCGCCAUCCUCCUCUGCAUCAACACCCCCAGCCACCAAAGGACUGGGACUUGGUAUCACAACUCCCUCUACGACUAUCAGUGAAGCAACUUCGACAAGCCCACGGAAGCGUGGCGCCAGUUCGACCGUCGCAACCAUUACUGCAGGAGCAGCUUCGUCGAAAUCAACUUGGGUGGAUAUACAGGAUGGCGGACCCAAAGGUCGAUAUUUGGUCAAGCUACGACUUCCCGCAGUCAUCAGGACCACCCGCCGUCGAGGCAUGUCUUCUGCCGGUAUAUCCAUGGAUUCACAGCAUGUUGGCUCCGCCUCUACGCCAUCGACACCCCUCAUUCCGGGGCGUGUUCAUGCUCUGUCCAGCCAGGUGCCAGCAGCUCCUUCUCAUCUCUCGGACAAGGAGUCUCUCUCGGCGCCUGACUGGAUGUUGUUGAAUGAGCAGGUUACGAAGCGAGGCUCCAAGAUGCUGCAGGAUUUGAAGGCAGUCGCUCGGCAGAAGAAGGUUCCCUACGCCCGCUGGAACACGAUCGAGCCGACACUGACGGUUGACUCGGCUCAUGGAUUGUUCAAGCGGAUAUACCACGUCCGCGGUCAGCCCGGACUUGUUGUCCAGAAUUUUAAGGAGAUGGAUGCCGAGUCGUUCGAUCAGCGCGUGCGCGAGGUGGCGUGUCUGUUGAAGCUGAGGGGUUUCCAGGGUGUCGGUCAGAUCCAGUCGGUUAUUGACAACGAGGACGACCACCUUGUUGGCCUGUCCAUGACUAAGUACGCCUACACGCUCAAGCAGUACGCCACCAAUGCCCGUCGUCACCCCACCCCUUGCCAGAAGCUGAGCUUGAUUCGGGAGAUGGUCUCUGCCAUGUGUGCUAUCCAUCGCGCAGGACUAGCGCAUCGGGACUUGAGUGAGGUCAACAUCAUGGUGGACGAGGACCCGCAUGAACUCCUUGAGGAUCAGUCGCCUCGUCCUCUUAUCAAGGUCAUCGAUUUCGGCAAGUCUGUCUUUGUCAACCCAGCCGAGGUUCAGCGGUGGAGCAUGCGGGACCAUGUCCCCAAGGAAGAGCUGGCACUUUUGCCUCUCGUGGUCUUGCCGCCUGAUCACGGAUACAAACUCUACCGGUCAAUCCUGACUCUUCCCAAAACCAAACACGACCACACUCCUCUUGCCCCAGUCGACCCCCGUUCGGAAGAUGUGUAUUCACUUGGUGUACUGAUCUGGAGGACAUUCAGCGGCAAGUCACCUUGGAAUGGCGCGAUCGAGGACGAUUUGAAGACGAUCCGGUACUUGGUCUCGAGCGACUCACAGAUUCGAUUCCAGCUCGAGAAGGAGGUCGCUGGUACUAUGUCACGUGAGCUGUUGUUGAGAUGUUUGACGGCGCGAGCGGAGACACGGUCGACAACACAGCAACUGAAGGACUGGUUGAACCAGCCUGAGGUUGCCAGCGGACUUUUGCAGGAGUUCGAGGCGCUUGGUGGAGGACGAAAGAAGGUGCGCAAAAACCUGGACUAG